UCCCUCCGCGGCGGCCGCCCCCAGCGCCAGGCUCGCAGCUCCGCAGUCCCCGGAUGGAAAAUGUUAUGGCCGCCAACGGCGACCCGCCGGGCCAUGGAGAAGGGCGAGACCACUUUUCAGUAUUCCUCCUGACUGUGGCCUUUUCUGAGUCUCACCUCUACUAUUUGUGUGGAAAAAUGUCUAAAAGGCUGUUGAGGAAUUGAAGUCAUUUUUCUAAUUGAGAGAAUAAAAUGGGAAAGUUGUAGAACACUGAAGAUAACUCAGCACAAUAAACUUGUUUACUACAGGAAAUAAGCCUAAUCUGAAGAACUCACUUGAAGAAGAAUAAUACAUAUGAAAUCAUGCCAUCUGAACAGGACCAGUUUUCUCAUGAUAAAAAGCAAAUUAAUUUGUUAAAACAUGAUGCUGCAAAUAAUCUUUGUAUGGAUACUAGUUUGGAAAAUGCACUAGUGAAUAACCCUUUAAAUAUGACUACUCGACCAGCAGUUUUGGAUGUCAGUUUCUCCUGUAAACUGAAAAAUGUAAAAAUUGAUUUACCCAAGGUGAACAUUCCAAAUGAAGUAUUAAUGAAACAUGAAAUUGAUAAAUUCAGAAAACUAUUUCAGUGUAAACAGCAAACUGCAAGGAAGUCCUUAACUCUGGAGAAAGUAAACGUAAGCAAUCUUGACUGUUCAGGGGGAAGCCACGUACACAAUAAAACAGAAGUGCAAUUUGGAAAAGGGCUGAAAACUGUGGCUAAGAUACUGCAUUUCACUUGUACAAAGUGUGAGGACAAUGUUAGAUACAGCCCAAAUGAUCUACAAAAACAUUUUCAGCUGUUACACUCUGGAGAGUUGCCUGUGUAUCCUUGUGAAAUGUGUAACUUCUCAGCUAAUGACUUUCAGGCUUUUAAUCAGCAUAGACUCACCCAUCGCAGCACUUUAGUAAAGUGUGAGCUCUGUCUUGAUGAGCAGAUGUACACUUUGUUGGAUUUGACAAAGCAUUUUACAUCAAAGCACUGUGUAAAUGGUCACUUCCAAUGUGAAAAGUGUGGGUUUUCCACUCAAGAUGUGGGCACAUUUGUUCAGCACAUUCACAGACAUAAUGGAAUUACAUAUGAAUGUGGAAAAUGUCAUCAUAUAAGCUAUACAGAAGAGGAAUUCCAGAGACAUCAUCUUCUCCAUAGCGGUCUGAUUCCUUUUAGAUGUCAGUUUUGCAAUUACAGCACACCACGGAAAGAUUAUAUUUUAAGACACCUUAUAGCUGUGCAUAGAGACCAUUUAUGUACAAAAGAAAAACUGGAAAGGGAUAAAUGUGAAAAAAGAACACUGAAGACUCCAGCAGCACUAAAGCUUGUGUUAAGAAGGUAUAAAACGGGAACAUCGAAAAAGCCUCUUUGGAGGCGAAAAAAAAUAAUUGGUGGAAGUGACAAAACUGGAGAAAAAAAUUCACAAGUGCUAAGAAUUGUGAACAAAAUUCAACCAAAAUUGGAUGAGUUCAACCAGUAUAUGAAAGUUGUGGAAGCAAAUGAAGAAAAGGAUCAAAUUACAUAUACUGAAAAGAAUUUCACAGGUGCAAUGCAUGCUGCUACUACUGCACAGUGUAAUAAAGCAGAGGAUGGAACACGUUUCAGCCUUGGAUCAUUGAAAAAUACUGUUCAUGGGCCUGCAGUAUUGAUGGUCAAAAACAAUAAAAUAUCUGUUCCAGCAAAUUACAGUGCUAAAUUUAUGGGAUUUAAAAUUGUAGAUGGGAAACAACAUAUUGUUAUAAAAUUAUUACCUACAAAUAAGCAAAACUUGCAUUUGUUGGGUCAGAAAGCCGAUCCUAUUAAAGAUUGCUCUACACCUCCUUUGCCACAGACUGCUGAUCCUUGUAGUUUGUCUUCAGGUGCUAUACCCCGUGUAACUGAUCAGUCAACCUUUAAGAACAAUUCCAUUCACCCAUUAACUUCUGUGUUUUCUUCUGCUCCUCAUUCAGGAAAAGCAAAAGUGGAAAAACAAAAUAACUCCUUAUUGUAUGGUAGGAGUGUUUCUCAAACUGUAGCACCUUCUCAUGUAGCUGUAGGAAAAAAUUCAUGUAAUUUGCCAAUGAAGUUGGACUCUCCUGUAUCUCCAUGUGAUGAGGUGACAAAAAUUGGAACUCAAAGUAAUAUCUCAUGGAGAAAUUAUGGUCCUUCAACUCAUCCUCAGGUAUUAUCACCUCCUGUUACGAAUACACUAUGCUAUGACCCUUGGAAAAUACCCUUCUUUCCUGAACUGAAAAUACAAAAUGGUGGCCUGAACAAUAAUCACAGAACUAACAAUCUGUAUUAUUCACCUUCCGUUGAUUCUUCUAAUGAAGGAUUGCUGUCUUUUCAUAAUUAUUCUAAAAUGGACACUUUGGAUAAUCAGUGUAGCGUUUGGAUGUCAACAGACGACAAAUCUAAAGAAUUUAUAUCCAGCCAAACAGUUUAUUUUCAGAAGAGUAAUGACUCUGCAAGUUCAUAUUCAGACUCGGUCAAAGACUUAAAACUGGAGAACACUGUAUCAGCCCAAUCAAAUAUUAAAACUUAUGGACACAUAAACACUAAGAAUAAUGGUAUGUCUCCUAACAGACAAUCUAAAUUUGUUAGUGACAGGGAAUAUUUUGUGGAAGACCAGCAUAAUGGUCAACAAUAUUUGGAUACUAAUUUGCAUCAAGACUUCACAAGCAAAGCUGGGGAAUUCCCAGAAAGUGGAUCUGAUUGUGUUAAUUCAGUUCUAAUGCCCAAAAUCAUGUCUGUUUUCUCACUGCAGAGUGAACAGGCAGCUAAUUAUUUAUCACCUGAAAUAAACCAAUUACUACAAGAUGUGUUAAAAGUGAAAGCAACACCUCAGCAAGAAUCCCACAGCAAGUUGAAUAACUGUGUAGAACUUCAUUCUGACAAGCUGCUUUCCAGUCAAGAAAAAGGGAAUAGAGCCUUUACACAUUUAAAAAACUCAGCAACCACAUGUAGUUUUCCGAGGCCUUCUACUAACGCUGACUUUCAUUUAUGUAAGAGGGAAUUGAAUACAAGAUGUAGCACACAUGGAGGUAUGCAUUGUGGAGAAGAGAGAAAGAUACCCAGAACAUACCUUGAUUCCCAGGGAAUGGAUGUGUUAUGCAGAACUGCAGAUGGUGCUUUGCUUAAAGAUGAUACAGAUGCAUUUGUAACAGAGCGACUGGUAAAAGAUAAAAUGCAGUCUACAACUUCAGAUCCUACCAGCUUUUCACCAAUCCUUCGGGAACAGAAGAAAACUGUUUUAGUUCAGCCACCUCCAUCAAGAUUUUUUGUUCCUUUGCACCUUGCUAACCAGCCUGGACUACAGGUUGUUUCAGGAAAAUCUCUUUUGUCAACCAGUUCAUCAGAUGAUCAUGCAACGAAACCUACGUCUUUUGCUUUAAAUAAAGGACCUGGAAUGAUUCUGACUUUUAGUGGGUCAAUUGGAGCGGUUGCAAAUGUCGCUAGUGAUAGUUCUCAGGUUUUAGGCAGAGUUGCAUCCAGAGAAUAUGGUAAAAUAACCAUACCAGCUUCAAAAGCGGAUGGGAAGCAUGACAGUUUUGGAAGUGUAAGAAGUUGCUGUAAUAGGAGAACAUAUAGUACAGCAAAUGACUCAUUAAAUAGCAUGUCAUCCAAAGGACCACUUGUAAUUACAAACUUAUCGGAGUCAUCUGUAAAAAGAACUUCUUCUGUGAAAGCAUUAUCAGAGCAUCAGGAUGUUGUCUUUGGUUCAGAAGAGUCAACAGAACAACAGGAGAUGAAACAGAAACAGCAUGUUUAUGCAUUUUUGCCUGAUGGACAGCAGGCAGUUUUUCUGAAAUGCAUGACACCAAACAAGCCUGUAGUACAUAAACGUAGUGUUUUUCGGGAUAAUGCUCGUUAUCAAAAUUGUCAACCAAAGAAAACUGGAGUCAUGCAACAAAAGCUUUUGCUGAAAAUUAAGACUUCAGAUAUGCUGGCUGAAACAAACCGGUCAGUAAACAACUCAGUGCCCUCAGUACAGUUGGGCAGCUUACAGUCCCUUACUCCUGCACUAGCACAGAAACAGACUGAUCUUACUUCUAAUGAUGCCUUAAUCUUACCGGGUAGGUUAAUGCCAGCAAAUGCCUCUUCGGCAAGUUCUAAUCCAGUGUGUUGUAUUCCUUCUGUAGAACCUGUGUAUUCUACCAGAACUGCAGGGUCAUGGUUGCAAAAAGAUUUUGUUGAGAGUACACAAAUAAUAACUGCUAACAGGAAUAACUUUUGUAGUCAGAAGUCCUCAUGGAGCACCCAAAACAGAAUUGCUAAAGGAAAACCUCGUUUAAAACAGAGUGGGCCUAAGAAUUCAGAAACUGUAGUUUUGCAAAGAAGCAAGAAUUUCAAACGGAAAAAUAAGGAUAACUGCAAAGAACCUCCAAGAAAGAAAGUAGUGUUGCACAGAAAGUGUAAGGAAAAGAAUCGAGGUGAAGUCGUCAGUGAAUCAGGUGGCCAUUACAGACAAAGAGCAUCAAAAGAUACUGUGAGGACUUUGAAACUACUUCCUUUUAAUUCUAAACAGCUUGUAAAAUGCCCUCGGAGAAAUCAGCCAGUUGUUGUUCUUAACCAUCCUGACGCUGAUGUUCCAGAAGUUGUAAAUGUAAUGAAAACGGUUGCUAAAUUUAAGGGACAUGUUCUUAAGGUCUCAUUGUCAAAAAGAACUAUUGAAGCUUUGGAGCCAGCUUUCUGCAAUCAUUUGGACGUAACUACUGAUAAUCUUUUUCAAAAGAGGCACAGGACAAUAAAACCUAUUAGCCCUGUAAAAGAAAGGUUUGUGUUAAAAUUGACACUGAAAAAGACUAGCAAAAACAAUUAUCAGAUUGUGAAAACUACCUCUGAUAAUACCUUGAAAGCUAAGUUUAGCUGCUGGUUUUGUGGUAGAAUAUUUGACAAUCAGGAUAAUUGGGUAGGACAUGGACAGAGGCAUCUGAUGGAGGCUACUCGAGACUGGAAUUUGUUAGUGUAAUGAUGACCCAUACCAAUAAAAUAUCAUGCAUUGGGCCUUUUUAGAAAGAGAUUCAAAUUGAAUUAUGAUACACAGAUUGUUUUGUAUUUCAGUAUUGUAACAAGUUUAAAAAGUAAAGCAAAGUGCUUGUGUUUUAAAAGGAAAAGCAGAUUCUCUGUUGCCAUCAAGCUUUUAGAAAGAUUGAGGAACUUUGUGGUUUAGGUAACUUGUAACUAACUGCAAAUACAAUUCCAUACAAAUAUAUAUUAUUUUUUGUUACUACUAUCCUGUCCUAUAUUUUUAUUCUAUGAAAUGAGUUUUCAGGGCUUUUGUUCUGUACAUAUUUUAAAAGAUCUAAACUUGUAAAUAUUUUUAUACUUUUCAGCUAUUUGGUAUAAUUCUUGCACAGAAAUUAUUCCUUCCCCACCACCUUUUUUUUUCUUUUUUUCUUUUUUUUUUUUCAGAUCUGUGCAUGCACUACUAAAAACAAUUUGGAAAAAAAAAAAAAAGUUCAGCUACACACAACUGUUCUCCAGGGAUUUUUUGUUGUUAUUUUCACUUGUUAACUCCUGAUUUUGUUUUUCAGGGAUUGAACACUAUUUUUAGCAAGUGCCUAGAAGAUGUGAAGCAGUUAACAUUAUGUCAACUGUGUAACCAUAGGUCCAAACAGGGCCAUUUCCCCAAUAAUUUCAUUUAAACGAAGCCAUAUGUGAAUGCUUUAAGCUAUAUUGCUAUGCACAUGACACUUGUACUAUUUCUCUGCAGUUUGUCUACUUUCUUAGUGAAGUAUUUUUCAUAUAAAUUAAUAAAAUGUUACAAUUGUGUUAAUACAGUGAGCGUGAGAAUGAAAUCAGUUGAAAAUAUACAGUAUAUAUAUAUAUAUUCUUAAUGUAUAUGGUGUUUCAGAAUGGUGAACAUUCCUAAUCUGUAUUGACUCUGUCACUAUUAAAUUUGCUAUAAUUUGUGUUUACAAGUAUGACUGUGAACAUUUAUAGAAAAUACUUUUAUUUUAUUCUGUGUCUGUCACAGAUCCUAUAGGAAGGCUAAUAGUGCAAAGCACUAUUUCAGGCCUGUAGCCAUUGUAAUUUUAUAUAUAAUUUUUCCCCGUAAUGAUUAUGUGGUAUUUUUCUGCUGUUGCUUGUUCAGAUGAGCUGCCUUUUGUGUUGCCAGAGAUUUGGCAAAACCAAGGCUUCAGUUAUUCUGUCCUUAUUUUAAUGGUCAGUAGAGCAAUAGUGUUCCCAGGAACCCAAUUGCUUCAUCUUUAUUGUUUUAGAAAUAAAGGAAGGAGAAUAUGCUUCUGGGCCAUGGUGAUGGAGAGUAUACAAAUGAGGGUUCUUAUUACUCAUGGUGUUUACUAUAUUUGGAGGUGAAAUUCAGACUUAUGUGGGAGUGUCCUUAGCAUAUGGCACCUGGUAUUUUUGUUAGCCUUUUCAAGCAGUUUAGUUCAGAGAUGGAGCAGUUUACAAUUCCCAGCUUCCCUUGUAUGUGAUGGUGUGCCUCAUCAUGAAGCCCGUAGGACAUGACCAAGGAAAAGCUAGAAUAACUCUUACAGGUAACAUCUGCAAGGUCAGAUGGAUGAUUUUGAGGCUGUUUAGAGUGAUGAACUGAACGUUGACGUUGAACUAAACAUGCUACGGAAGGUACUUUUAUUUAUCCAAUGUGGUCCAGAUUUUCCCUUUUUGAAGAAUACAGGCAGUGUUUAAUUAAAGCCAGCUUUAUGGCUGUCAGCAGGCAAAUGGAAUUGGCAGUGGUUGUUCUGGCUGCGUAACUGAGUGCUGUGCAGAACAGCAGUGAUAGCGUAGUCACAAAAUUCUGCCCAAGGGCUGCAAGGUUACAUGUUGUAUGUGUAAGUCAGCUUCCCAAAGUAUUGAUGGAAAAAACUGUCAACAUUGACAGUUACUGGUCUUGGAGAGGCCUGGAUCACGGAGGCUUUAGGUUGUAUGCAAGUGCAAUUGCAGUUUUCAGUGGCUGUUAAGGUAAAAGUCAAGACUGAUUGUGCUACCGCUGAAACAAUGGCAAGUCUCUUAGGGAUGUCACUGGCAGCAGAGUUAGAUUUUUUGAAAGAAUUACUUCAGUAGAUAGAUUCUUGCUGUGUGUUGGCAGGAAGAUCCACUCUAGCUUUGUAACUAGUGAGAUUUAUAUGGGAGUCAGCUGAAGUACAUGAGACAGCGUGGGUUGGGUGCAGUUGGUGUGUUUCCUGUAUCAAAGUGGGCUUGUUUUACAGUGGUGGGCUUGAGUUCUGAUGUGAAUUUGGGAAGGAGCUUUUAGAAAUCUAUUUUACUGUUGUUAAAGUGUGUUAGAAAUAAACACCAGUAGGAAAACACAAAAAAGAAGGUAAGAAGGACCUUCUAGCUGCUUCAGUUUGUUCUCCUGUAGGAGAGCCUUCACACUGAACCCCUGAAUUCUAAGCUUUGCCAUUGCCUUUCUGGGAGAAAUAUCAAUGAAGUUUGUUUCUAAAAUGCAUUCACUGCAAUUUCACCAAGGGUAAGCAGUUUUUGUUAAUAGUUGCAUAACACCAAGAUAGAAAUUCUGUUCUACAAUUAGAGGGUUGUUUAUAUUGAUUAAUCACGAGAGUGACAAAUGUGAUUGGAUUUUGUUUUUCCGCAGAACCUUAAACAAUAUCAUGAAAAAGAAUACUGUGAUGUUAAAAAUGCUGAAAUAAGGUUGCUUUUUGCAAUCUUAAUUCAUUGUCAUGUGUCACUUUAUCCAUGGCCAUCCAUCUCAUUUGUUGCAGAGAAUUGUGAUUAAUAUUUUGUUUCCCUACUCUUAGUUAAGUCUUUGCAUAAUUUAAUGCAUGUUGCCCAAGUGUUCUGAAUAUAGAGCCCUUUCUCUCUUAUGACUUUUUCUAUAAUUCUUCAUUUGAGGUCCUAAAAGUUUGGUACUUUUGCAGAUCUGAUUUCAAGGAAUCUCAAGUUAGGCUUCCAUGAAAUUAUGGUCACAAAGAUCAUCAGCAGAAAGUUGGCUUAAGCAAUUUGAGUAUUGCACUGGAUGAUGCAGCAGUAGAUUCUCCAAAAACAUGUUUAACUGCCUUAAUAAUACGAAGCUACCUUUCAGCUGGCUGACUCCUGUGGUAUUUGUUUCCACAUUAUCUUCAUUAAAUGGGAAAGGUAUCAUACAAAUGUCCUACAAGCAACAUUACUUCCUUAUACAACUGUGAUUUAUCCUGAAGUACCAUACAGGAACCAAAUAAAAUACAUAAAUCCAUAUGGUAAAGUAGUAAACAAUUGCAUAUUUACUGUGUAUGUCUGUUUUACACAAUUAAGGUUGCAAGUAAACUGUUUUGAAGAGUGCUGCUUUUUGCUGCUUGACUUUACAAGCUAUCUUAAAAUGUUUUGAUUGCAACAUGUAUCAAAAUAAA
This is a messenger RNA of Lagopus leucura (white-tailed ptarmigan), 8295 nucleotides long. It is a transcript of the gene ZNF518A, whose product is annotated as zinc finger protein 518A. Gene Ontology annotation, biological process: regulation of DNA-templated transcription. Bases 342 to 4958 code for a protein of 1538 amino acids. Gene Ontology annotation, molecular function: DNA-binding transcription factor activity, RNA polymerase II-specific; RNA polymerase II cis-regulatory region sequence-specific DNA binding. The transcript has 3 exons. NCBI's taxonomy places the organism in Eukaryota, Metazoa, Chordata, Aves, Galliformes, Phasianidae. The record is from RefSeq and is a predicted model, not a curated record.